AUGGAGAGGAUUCGGAGUGCCAGCGCAGUGGAUUCAGAGGCGACAAGCCUGCGGGGCAUGAUCUCACAAGGGUGGCCUUCGGCCAGAGAAAGGUGCCCCACGGAGCUGGGUGCUUUUUGGAGGUUCAGAUCCGAGUUGACCACAGAAAACGAGAUCAUACUCAGGAAUACGGCAGUGUUCAUACCGAAGUCCCUACGCCGAGAAAUGCUGGAAUUGGCACAUUCCGGUCAUUAUAGGUUCGAGGCGUCAUGGGAGAGAGCUAGAGAAUGCAUUUUAUGGCCGUCGCUGAAAGCGGAAUUGAGAGAAUGGUGCGAUUCGUGCAGCUCUUGUCUGUCUUACCAGCCACGCCAACCCAAAGAGAAACUAUCACUCACUCCGGAUGCAACGUAUCCGUUCCAAAUAAUCUAUCAAGAUCUCUUCACGCACAGUGGUAAACAGUACUUGGUGACAGUUGACGUAUAUUCGGAUUACUUCGAAAUUGACGACCUCGGCGCCGAUACUACGGCAGAGAGGCUCGUGAGAGCGACCCAGAAGCAUUUUUCGAGAUACGGGGCUCCCAUGGAACUGCAUAGUGAUAAUGGUCCGCAGUUCACGUCGGCAACGUUUCAAGAUUUUCUCGCUUCAUGGGGAACCGUUCACGUCACUAGUUCACCAUACUUCCCACAAAGCAAUGGGAAGGCAGAGGCGGCCGUAAAAGUUGCCAAAGGUCUGCUAAAGAAGUGCAAAAUCAACGGAGAAGAAUACGAAUACGCACUUUUAGAAUUGAGAAACACGAUUCAAUCGGACGGACUCAGCAGGGCUCAGAAAUUUUUCUCGAGACCUCUUCGCAGCAAGUUACCUUCGCGAAUGGACAGCAACUUCAUCUUCGACGAAAAUCUAGUGGAGAACAACGAGUCGAAGAGGAAGAAAGUAAAAUAG
Molecule: messenger RNA, 918 nt
Organism: Galendromus occidentalis (western predatory mite)
Lineage: Eukaryota; Metazoa; Arthropoda; Arachnida; Mesostigmata; Phytoseiidae
Exons: 1
Coding region: 1-918 (305 amino acids)
Biological process (GO): DNA integration
Molecular function (GO): nucleic acid binding
Source: RefSeq, a predicted model, not a curated record